AUGCCUUCUGCAAGGUCCCCUCUCCUGCUGUGGAGAGGAAAUGCAAAAGACAUCCUAUUGAUACAUGAAGAAGAUACUGAGGAGUGGGCUCUGUACUUGCAAGAAAUAUUUAUACAUAUUGUAGAAAGAGAAGCAAUCCUGUUAUAUCCCUUGUGGAGUUUCUCUUCUUCACAUUUGGAAUUGCUAAACUUAAAUGCUUACAAAUGUAAACUUCUGAUCUUAUCUAAUAGUCUACUUAAAGACCUAACACCAAAGAAAUGUCAGUUUCUAGAGAAGAUACUUGACUCACCAGAAAGUGUAGUGACUCUGCUUUGUGGCAUGGAGAGCUCAAAUCCUCUCUUUCAAUUAUUAUGUAUCCCUGGAAGCAGAUGGGAGAUCUCAACAGAGCAGGAGCCUGAGGACUACAUCUCUGUCAUCAGACAGAUCUUAUACAGAGGUCCUGAAGACUACCUUGAGGUCAGCAUUCCACCAGACCCAAGCGCAAAAUAUAUGGAAGAGACAAGUGGACCGGAGGAAACUGAUGACCUAGAAGCUUCCAGAGUGUCUGUGCCUCUGGCCCUGGUGCUUCCUGGGGAAAUUCCAUGUGAGAAUCCCGGUGAGAUAUUCAUUCUGUUGAAAGAUGAACUAAUUGGUGAAAUUCUGGAAGUUGAAUUUAUAUCGAGUAACAAGCGCCUCAGAACACGGCCAGCACGUUGGAGUAAGAGUGUCUGGUGCAUGAAAGCUGCAGAUUUUCCUGCUGGUUCAGUCACUGUCAACAUCCACUGUGAUGGAAUCAUCAAGGCCACAACAGAGAUUAAAUACUGUUCAGCAGCAAAAGCCAUAGAAAGUCCAUUUAGAGUGUUAGAUCCAUGCAAGAGUUUAUGCCAGAAAAGCAUUGAAGAGCUUGAUGGUGUUCUUACAUCCAUAUUCAAAAAUGAGAUACCAUAUUAUGAAUUCAAACCUCUCCAAACUGAAACUUACCCUCAAAAAGAAUAUCCUCACACCAGAGAGCUCCCGACACUCCUCCACUGUGCAGCAAAGUUUGGCCUAAAGAAUCUGGCUCUACAUCUGCUGCAGUGUUCAGGGGCAUCCUGGGUAGCCAGGAUGAAGAAUAUGGAUGGUUCAGACAUGCUGCAUAUUGCUGAAAGGCAUGGUCAUGAAGAACUCAAGAAAAUCUUUGAAGACUUUGUGAUCCAAAACAUUAGCAGAAAUAAUGAGCAAGAAAAUGAUUAUGAAGAGGAUGUUACCACAUUUGCAACAUGUUCACCCUCCACACAGUCCCCAGCAUUUCAUCACGAACUCAGGAAGACCCACAGACGGAGCACAGCCACAUCUGAGGAACCUGAAAGGGCUGGGGACACAGAGGAGGAAGAGCCAGGUGCUGAGCCAAGAUCCAGGCUGCCAGAGGUCGAGGGCGAAAGCUCUGAGAACCAGUAUGACGAUUUGUAUGUGUUCAUUCCUGGAAUUGAUACAGAAAGCAGCUCACAGGAGCCUCUUCCAUACUGCAGACCUCCUCCGCCUCCACCCCGAUCAGGGACUGCUGCCUCCCAACUAGAAAGACCUCACUUCACCUCACAAGGGAAAAUGGUGGAAGACCAAAUGGAAAGAAGUCAAAACUGGAGUGAUCUUAGUGCGAGACAAGAGACAAGAGAGGAACCCAGCAAGGAAGAAAAGAGAGAAGAUGAAUCACAGAAGGAGGAGGAAGAAGAAAACCCAUAUGCAUUUGCCGAGACUGAUGACAACGAGUAUGAUCUGAUCCUGGCCAGUAAGAGCAUAAAGAAAAGAACUGGAAAUCGUUCUUUCAUUAUAAACAGACCUCCUGCUCCCACCCCCCGACCCACUCACAUCCCUUUCAAAGAAGAAACAACACCUUACAUAGCCCAAGUGUUCCAACAAAAGGCAGCCAGAAGACAAUCUGAUGAUGAUAAGUUCUACAGUCUCCCUAAGAAACCAGACAAAGCUCGGAUGGAGGGUCCAACCAUCUCUAGUGCAAAGGGUUAUCUGACCACUGGUCAGGAAGAACUGCUCCUUGGGCAGGAAGAACUGAUCCUCUUGCAGGAAAAAGUCAAGAAUGGAAAAAUGUCUGUGGAUGAAGCUCUAGAGAAAUUUAAACGUUGGCAGAUGGGAAAGAAUAGUCUGGAAAUGAUUCAACAGGAAAAGCUACGCCAACUACGAGACAACAUUAUUGGGAAAAGGCCAGAAGACGAAAAUGCCUAUGAUAAACUCACCAUUGUGCACCAUCCAAGUGGUAAUAAUGCCCACAGUGAAAAUACAUUGUACAAUUGUCCCUUCAACAAUAAGUUUCCUGCUCGACUCCAAGCUGAAAAGGAAUUUGGUUUCUGCUGCAAGAAAGAUCAUUAAAGAAGAUGAUUAUAAUUAAAGUCAAGAAUCUGCAAACAUUUUGAUACCUGGACAAAACAAGACUUCUGGUGGAGUGCCUGCUCUCUGGGACUCAUCCUCAUGUAGAUGAACACAAAGUGUGCCUUUGAAUUUCAGGAUGUGUCAUCCACAAUUUAUUACUGCUAUAUGGAGACUCAUAUCAUUCUCUGAAAAUCCAUUCAUUUUGCCACUGAAGCACCUAAUUUUCCCAUCUUGAAAAUUAAAGGAAAAAAAAACAGCAGAGUUAAAUGCAGUCUAGCAAAAUUAUGGCACUAAACUAUAUAGAUUAUUCAUCCUACUCUCUACCCCUUCAAAUAAAAACUUAUUUUAUAUUUGCUUUUUAAAUGACAGUCCAUUGUCUGCCUUUCUCACAUUUAAGAAUGUUCUUGUUACAUCGUGUUUCCAGAUAGCUUCUUUGAUUUAGUGCCUAUUUGCAUGUACCUUUGAAACGUACUUUACUUACAUUUUCCUUAGUUGAUGUUUUGUUUCUCAGUGCUAACCAAACACUCUGCCACUGAGCCAUAUCUCCAGCUCUCUCCAUUGUUUUCUGAAGUCAUAUUAAUUUUACCAACUAAUGGUGUGCACACUGAUAUUUCAGAACAUGCAUGCAUCACACAUUGGUCGUAUCCAUCCUGUCCCCUUCUAGAAGGCCCUUUUUUCAUGCCUCCUUGUCCCCAAGUCCUU
Messenger RNA from Peromyscus eremicus (cactus mouse), 3042 nucleotides. It is a transcript of the gene Bank1, whose product is annotated as B cell scaffold protein with ankyrin repeats 1. Gene Ontology annotation, biological process: signal transduction; B cell activation; negative regulation of phosphatidylinositol 3-kinase/protein kinase B signal transduction. The transcript has 17 exons. The coding region runs from base 1 to 2340 and encodes 779 amino acids. Gene Ontology annotation, molecular function: signaling receptor binding; protein tyrosine kinase binding. NCBI's taxonomy places the organism in Eukaryota, Metazoa, Chordata, Mammalia, Rodentia, Cricetidae. The record is from RefSeq and is a predicted model, not a curated record.